This is a messenger RNA of Diaporthe citri, 507 nucleotides long. RefSeq lists its product as uncharacterized. Gene Ontology annotation, molecular function: diaminohydroxyphosphoribosylaminopyrimidine deaminase activity. The transcript has a single exon. The record is from RefSeq and is a predicted model, not a curated record. Lineage: Eukaryota; Fungi; Ascomycota; Sordariomycetes; Diaporthales; Diaporthaceae. The coding region runs from base 1 to 507 and encodes 168 amino acids.
AUGUCUGAGAUCAAGUCGAAUGACCACCGUGCCUACAUGGAACUUGCGCUCAGCCUGGCAAGGAAGUCUCCUCCCAAGCCUACAAACUAUAGGGUCGGAGCAGUGGUGGUUGACCAAUCCACCAACGAGAUCCUGGCACACGGAUACACCUUGGAGCUGGAAGGGAAUACACAUGCAGAACAGUGCUGUCUGAUCAAAUUGGCAGAGGCCCAUGGCGUGCCCGAGGAGUCCCUCGCCCAAGUGCUACCCAAGGACCUGGCCCUCUACACCACCGUGGAACCAUGCUCGAAACGCCUCAGCGGCAAUAUGCCCUGUGCUGAGAGAAUCCUUCGCCUGGCUGGAGUCAUAAAGACCGUCUAUAUUGGUGUCAUGGAGCCCAAGAAAUUUGUUGCGGACAACACGGGGCGGGAAGCCUUGGAGAAGGCGGGCAUCCAAUUUGUCCAUGUCGAGGGACUGGAGGAUGAAAUACUCAACGUUGCCAAAGCUGGGCAUGAGCCUCAGAAAUAA